AUGGCAUCUCUAGGACAUGCACAUCGAGGGCCUCUGACUCGCCUGAAGCGGAACGCGAGGAGCAAGAGAGCCAAACUCCUAGCACAAAAUUCCGAGAACCACGCGCAGGGAGACGAGGCGUGGAAUAUGUACUUUGUCGAAUACGGUAAAAGUCUCUCACUAUUUUCUAGAGUUACUCCUGAUAUGACAACUCAGUCUCUCAUCAACGCAAAUGUGGUUCUCCUGUAUUCUCCAGGCAGAGCAAGAACAGGUGCACGUUCUUUACCUGUUCUAGUUCAAGGUCAUCCAGUGGUGCAAACUCAACAUACCUCGGAAGAGAUUGUCACAGGGCACAGAGAACCUGUAAUUAUGAGGGUAUACUACGCUGUCGUCAUCUUGAACUUCUGGGGUCAAGUUCGCUCCCAGUGCCUGUCGGAGGAGGAUGACCUGCCCCCUCCGCCUCGCCCGAGUCUCAGCCAGCUCACGCCCUUUAGUCUCGACCUGUUCAGGGAAGUCGUCCCUCCGUCGGGGAAUUUCCUCUUCUCCCCCUUCAGCGUCUGGAGCGCCCUCGUCCUCGCCUACUUAGGCUCCCGAGGCGACACGAAGACCCAGAUGGAGCGUGUCCUCCGACUCACCACAAAGGACGACACUCUCGCCCUCUACAGAGCUCUGGGGCAGAUUCGCGAAUCACCAGAAAAUUACACUAUAGACUCAGCCAACAGGAUUUACGUUGACACUGCUUUGCCUCUCUAUGAAUGCGUGGCGCGAGUUCUCCCUGACGAAGUGAAGAACGUAGAUUUUAGCCAGGCAGACCUCGCUGCUGCAGAAAUCAACCAGUUCGUCAACAGCAGAACCAGAGGCAACAUCCCGCACCUGGUGGACCCGCUGGACGUAUCUCUGGCUCGCAUGGUGUUUGUCAAUGCUGUCUAUUUCAAGGGCUUUUGGGAGCAUCAGUUUUCGCCGAGAGACACUACUCGGGAGAGGUUUGAUGUCUCUCCAGGGCGGCAUUCAUUCGUCGACAUGAUGGACCGGACGGGGAUGUAUGGUUUCGGCGUCUCGGAGGAGUUAGACUCCGACGUGGUGGAGCUGCCAUACCGCGGAGGCGCCGCGUCGUUGGUCGUGCUCCUCCCGCGGGACAGACAGACCGGAGGUGAGCUCGACCGGAUGCUCCAGCGCCUCACCCCCGUCGCCCUCGCCUCCGCCGUCGGGAACUUGACUCCGAGUAAAGUUCACCUGAAGUUCCCUAAGUUCAAGUUCGAGAGUAUUCUUCGAAAUGAACUCAUACAGGCUCUGACUCGCCUCGGCCUACGCGACCUGUUCUCCCCGGCGGCCAACCUAACAGCCUUCUCUCCUGCCGGGGGUCUGAGGAUCACCAACGGCGUCCACAAGGCGGUGAUGGAAGUGAACGAAGAAGGCGCUGAAGCCUCGUCAGGAACGGCGCUGGUGAUAAGGCAGAGAACUCGUCCUUUUGUCUGCAAUCGGCCCUUCCUCUUCUUCAUUCACGAGAAGAUAGUAGAUAACAUCCUCUUUGUGGGAGUUUUCAGAGAACCGCAAACCAAAAGUGGAGAUAUUUCUUAUAAUGUAGCUCGGAGGAUGUUACAUAUUGGAUACGGGAAGGCAACAACAGAUGAAGAUAAAUAACUGAUAUUUUUUCCACUCUUGCGCAUUGUAAAUUUUCGCUGAAGCAUCAUUAAUAUUUCUAGCGUUAUAUAUCUGCAUUUUUCAUGACAAAGAAUUUAAAGAAUGUGAAUUAAAUCAACAUAAAGAUAUGUUUUAUUACCGAUGAUGACUCUGCAAUCAAAGUGAAUCCACAUAAAUUAACUUAUUGCUUAAAAUUUAGUAACUGUGUCAUCA
This is a messenger RNA of Penaeus indicus, 1833 nucleotides long. RefSeq names its product leukocyte elastase inhibitor-like. Bases 1 to 1620 code for a protein of 539 amino acids. Lineage: Eukaryota; Metazoa; Arthropoda; Malacostraca; Decapoda; Penaeidae. The transcript is spliced from 10 exons. The record is from RefSeq and is a predicted model, not a curated record. Gene Ontology annotation, molecular function: serine-type endopeptidase inhibitor activity.